AUGGGCGCAUUAGUAGCUUCGGUUCGCACCCUUCUCCCAUCAUCUCCCCGUUCCCCCCUCUUCUCGUCUCCCCCACCCCUCAUUUUUCUUUUGAUCUCCCGUCAUCCCCCCCCCCCUCCAUUCCCUGCCCCGCUCUCCCCUCAUCUCCCCACCGCACCCCUCAUCGCACCCCGUCCUCCAUUCACCUGUCGUCUACUCUCUCCCCCUCCUUUCCCUCCCCCACUCACCCCUCCUUUCCCUUCCCACUCACCCCUCCUUUCCCUUCCUGCUCAGCCCUCCUUUCCCUUCCCACUCACCCCUCCUUUCCCUUCCUGCUCACCCCUCCUUUCCCUUCCCACUCACCCCUCCUUUCCCUUACUGCUCACCCCUCCUUUCCCUUCCCAUUCACCCCCCAUUUUCUCCCACCCACCCCCCAUCCCCCAUCAUCUCCACCCACUCUCACCCCUCAUAUUCCACCCCACCCAGCCCUCAUCCUCCUCGCCCUCUCCCCUCCUUCCACCAACUCACCUCUCAUCUCCCCCACACUUUCCUCUUACUAUUCCCUGCCUUACAGAUUGCGCACAGCCGCACGCACGCAGCCGCGAGCCCGCAACUGCACGCACCCGCGAGCGCGCAACUGCACGCACGUCACCAGCCGCGCGCGCGACUGCUGCGAAAUGCACAGCAGCAGCCGCAUGCACGACUGCAGCGUCACGUGCAGCUUCAGACACACGUGCAACUGCAGCCGCCUGCUGCGCCGCCCCUCCCCAUUUACCCCCCUUCUCACUGCUGCUGGUGCACCAGAGGGGGGGAAGGGGGGGAGGGAGGGGAAGAUUUGUCGGGGGGACAACGCUCGUGGCAGUCGUCGUGGCCCUUUCCCUCCCCCCGGUCUCGUUUUCUUCCCCCCCGUCACCUUUCCUGCCCGCGCCUGCUUCUGCAGUGCGGGGAGAUGGCGGCUUGGAGGUUAAGGCGGUGGCAAGAGGGGAUCUGCAGCACCACACGCCUCGUCCCCCCCCCCUCUCUCCUCUCCGUUUCCAGCCACCCCUGCCCUGA
This is a messenger RNA of Closterium sp. Naga37s-1, 1032 nucleotides long. The record is from the annotation of a GenBank genome assembly. NCBI's taxonomy places the organism in Eukaryota, Viridiplantae, Streptophyta, Zygnematophyceae, Desmidiales, Closteriaceae.